This is a messenger RNA of Postia placenta MAD-698-R-SB12, 261 nucleotides long. RefSeq lists its product as hypothetical. Gene Ontology annotation, biological process: mitochondrial respiratory chain complex IV assembly. The transcript has 2 exons. Gene Ontology annotation, cellular component: mitochondrion. Bases 1 to 261 code for a protein of 86 amino acids. The record is from RefSeq and is a predicted model, not a curated record. NCBI's taxonomy places the organism in Eukaryota, Fungi, Basidiomycota, Agaricomycetes, Polyporales, Adustoporiaceae.
AUGUCUCGCAUAGCGAAGGCCACUCUCGUCAGCUCGCUGCUAGCCUCUGCGGUCAUCAUCUGGGGUGUCCAUUUCCUCCAGACAUCCGAGCGCGAGACCAUGUACCAGGGUGUUCUGCGCGACGAUGAAAGGCGCCGCGAGAAAAUGCGUCAGAGAGAGCAAGAUCUUCAGGAGUCCGUUCGCAAACGUGAACUAUUCGAGCGCGUGCAAACUGUCUCGGGCGCAGCUUCACAAGCAUCAGACUCCAGGGAGGGCAGUUGA